Messenger RNA from Abrus precatorius (Indian licorice), 2046 nucleotides. Its product is annotated as chromo domain protein LHP1-like. The record is from RefSeq and is a predicted model, not a curated record. NCBI's taxonomy places the organism in Eukaryota, Viridiplantae, Streptophyta, Magnoliopsida, Fabales, Fabaceae. Gene Ontology annotation, biological process: heterochromatin formation. Gene Ontology annotation, cellular component: nucleus. Bases 239 to 1603 code for a protein of 454 amino acids. The transcript is spliced from 6 exons.
GCGAAAGAGGAAAUUAGAGUUAAAUAAAAAAACCAAAGUGAUGGAUUUAGCUUCUUCUUCUGCAUAGAUUCACAACUCACUCUUCAGUGGACACAACUUUUGGUUUUUUCUUCCUCUCCCUCUUCUUCUGUGUCAGAACAAAAAAAAAAAAAAAGAGUCCAAGGUUGUUCCUUUUUACAUAGAAAAAAGGAACACAGUCUAAGAUUGUUCCUUUCGAUUUUGUUUUUUUGGCAAGGCAAUGAAGGGUGGAGGGAAGAGAAAGGCAACCUCGGAGACUCCGAACGAUGCUUCUGUUUCUUCUGAUGCUGUGGGUUUGGGUGGUGAAGGUGGGGGUUCCCAAGUUGUGAACUUUGAGGAAAACGAGGGUACCCAGUUGCCGAAAGAGGGAGCUGAGGAACCCCAUGCAGAGGAUUCUGAAGGAGAGGGUGCGGAUGAGGGAGAAGAAGGUGAAGAAGAGGAAGAUGAAGAGGAAGAAGAGGAAGAGGAUGGAGAAGAGGAAAAUGGUGGCGGCGAUGGUGAUGCUCCUGCUGCUGUGCCUCAAGAGGGUGGACAAGGUCUUAUUCUUGGUGAUGGAUUCUAUGAAGUUGAAGCUAUUCGUCGUAAGAGAGUCCGAAAGGGUCAGCUGCAGUACUUUAUCAAAUGGCGUGGGUGGCCUGAGACAGCCAACACUUGGGAGCCCCCUGAAAAUCUAGAGUCUGUUCCUGAUGUUGUUGAAGCCUUCGAGGAGAGCUUGAGAUCGGGAAAGCAUCGUAGGCGCAGACGCAAGCAUGUGGUGCAUCAUACUCAACCCAAGAAGCGGCUGGAGCGUUCUACUACUCCCUACAGCCUAAGACGUUUUUCGACUAGUACAGCUGAGAAUCAUACUCAGCCUGCUCCUCUUAAUGAUCUUAGUAUUUCUGAUAUUCCUGCCUUUCCUCAGACUGUGAUUUUUGCUGAUGAGGUGGAAACUAAUGGUGAUGCCGGCAAUCUUGGACAAGCCAAGCAUGCUAAUGAUAAUAGGUCUGCAAAUGCUUCAGAGCAAAAUGUUGAAAGGAAUGAGGAAAAUGAUUAUGAUCCUAAGCUUAGUGAACUUCGGGCUACAACUACCAAUGGGUAUGAUACGGACAAGCUUGCCAUACAGUUUCAAGAAGCUAGGAUUUCAUCAGGCAAUAUUCGUCAAGUGGAUGGUCAAUCGAAGGGGGUUUCUGAGGAACCACCUCAAAGUGGCCGUUGCAGGGGAGCCAAAAGGAGAAAAUCUGGUUCUGUGAAGAGGUUUAAAAAAGAUUCAUAUACUGGUGAGGAGCCUGUUAAUGCACAAAGACCAAUUGGCAUGCCUGUUGGAACAGCUGAGCCAGCAGGAACAGGGAUUGCUGACAAUGGAGGUAAUAAUAGUCGUUACAAGACAGAUCAUGCUAGGCCUGCCAGCAACAUUGUGAAGAUUAUAAGGCCAGUAGGCUAUUCAGCUUCAGUAUCCAGUGGUACGCAGGAUGUUUUGGUGACCUUUGUGGCUAUGAGGUCUGAUGGAACAGAAGUGAUGGUUGACAACAAGUAUCUCAAGGCUUACAAUCCGAUACUGCUGAUCAAUUUCUAUGAGCAGCACCUUCGCUACAGCCCCACAUCGUGACUGAACUUGCCUAUAUGUAGUUAGAUUUUCAAGUGUUCAAACUUUGUAGUUAAGCUGUAGCAUGUACUCUUGUAGAUGCAGAAGAUAGUUAAGGGUAAGAAAUGCAUUGUUUGUUAACAUAUAUAUAGGUAUGAAUGACUAUUUAACCAGUUGUUGUCAGUGUGCUACAUACUGUGAUGAUGCACGCUGAUAGGCACCAUGUUUUACUGGGGAUGGCAUGAAGAACUUGAUAUUUUCAAUGCCUCAACAAAUGAAGAUAGGGAAUGGCUUUUUAAGAGUUGGUCAAGAACAAAACUCUAUUUUGGAUUAAUGUAAAAUUUAUGGAAGCUCUUAUUUACUUAUAAGCAAUUUGCAUUUGCCUAUUAUGUCCUGAUUCUACUAACCUUACACGGAGAAUCCACAAUUAAAUGUUAUUCUGUUAGGAUGAAUAUAUCUUAGAAUUG